GGAUGAUAUGACCAUGUAUUUACGGGCAGAAAAUUUGGGUUGCCUUGUGUUUCAAUUUCAUGAUUAUCUUCCAUUACUGGAUACAAAUAAAUCAAUCUUUCUCAUCUUUGUUGUUGUUCUGAUCUGACCAAUUAAGCAAUGGGAUUUAGAUUCUACAAUUUCAACACCAUUUACAGGAGCUACAUCUCCACGCUGUCCACAAAAUCCAACAGAACCUACUAUCACCCCAUUUUCCAAUCGCUAAAUUCCCAAUUUUCUAGCCCUUCUUCAAAUUUCUCUAAUCAACAUUACCUCAAGAUCCCUGUUAGGUGGCAUUUAGGUCAUGCCCAUGACCACCACGACCACCGCCACCAGUUCUCGGGAAAAGAGGCCGAGAAUAUUUUCCGGCUUGGUCUCUUCUCCGAUAUUGGAUUGGCAAUUGGCAAAGCUUUGACUGGAUACGUAUCGGGAAGUACUGCCAUUAUUGCUGAUGCUGCCCAUUCCAUAUCCGAUGUGGUUCUCAGUGGGAUUGCAUUGUGGUCAUUCAAAGCGGCAAAUGUUCCUAAAGACAAAGAACAUCCAUAUGGACAUGGUAAAUUUGAAACUCUGGGAGCUCUUGGAAUCUCAUGUAUGCUUUUGGCAACUGCUGGCGGUAUUGCAUGGCAUGCUUUAGACAUUUUGCUUGGUUUGACGUCUACUGCUCCUGAAGUAGGCAAUCAUGUCAAUGAGCAUAGCCAUCAUCAUGGAAUUGAUAUGGAUCACCCUAUCCUAGCUUUGACCAUGAUUCUUUUAUCAAUAUCUGUUAAAGAAGGGCUUUAUUGGAUAACAAAACGAGCUGGGGAAAGGCAAGGAAGUGGACUGAUGAAAGCAAAUGCAUGGCACCAUCGUGCUGAUGCUAUUUCGUCGGUUGUUGCUCUUAUUGGGGUUGGAGGCUCUGUACUUGGAGUUAAGUUUCUAGAUCCCCUGGCUGGACUAGUUGUCUCUGGCAUGAUCUUCAAAGCUGGACUGGAGACUGGGUAUCUGAGUGUCUUGGAACUUGUGGAUGCUGCAAUCCCAGCAGAAUAUUUGGCCCCUAUGAGGCAAACAAUACUAAAAGUCGAAGGAGUCAAGGGAUGCCAUCGUUUGAGGGGAAGGAGGGCUGGUUCAUCUCUGUACCUUGAUGUACAUAUUGUGGUUGAUCCAUUUUCUAGUGUUAGUGCUGCUCAUGCAAUCGGAGAAAAUGUUCGUGAUCAUAUUCAUAAGUCUCAUCCUGAAGUAUCUGAAGUUUUCAUACACAUAGAUCCUGAAUUUUUACAAUUAUCUCCAAGUAUGAUGGACCAGCAAGAAAGUCUCAAGGGAACUUCAGAUCAAAAGGAUAAUAUCUAUGAGGACUCAGAUAUUGAAGCUAUUGUUCAUAAUAUUUUCUCGUCAAAGUUCCAAGAGAAUAUCGUGGUUGAGCGUAUAACUCACCACUUGUUGCAAGGCAGGAUUUUUCUCCAAAUUGAAGUCUCCAUGCCUGCCGACAUUUUGAUUAGUGAUCACAGGGAUGCAAUGAAAAUGGCAGAAGAAGCAGAACAGGAGAUUUUAAAGGCAACUUCUAAUGUUUUUCAAGUAAGUUUACAGCUAAGAUUGGGGCGCCCAAUCCCACUGAUUCAUUGUGAAUAGGGGGAAAAAACAAACAGAGAGGGAAAUACUCAUAAUUUUAAAUAUAUGGCAUUGAAAGAUACAGCUAUUGGUUUGUUGUAGUAGAGCAUCUUAAUGUUACGUUAAUACUUCUCAUUGAUCAUCUCCCAUGGGGAGGUGCCAACAACGAGAAAUGACAGCAACAUUCCAAAUUUUUGGUUGGGUUGCAAUAAUGAGAUAAAAGGUUUCAGUCUUCAUGAACUGGAUCCUUUAUUUUAA
Molecule: messenger RNA, 1860 nt
Organism: Mangifera indica (mango)
Lineage: Eukaryota; Viridiplantae; Streptophyta; Magnoliopsida; Sapindales; Anacardiaceae
Product: metal tolerance protein C1
Exons: 12
Coding region: 139-1623 (494 amino acids)
Biological process (GO): monoatomic cation transport; transmembrane transport
Cellular component (GO): membrane
Molecular function (GO): monoatomic cation transmembrane transporter activity
Source: RefSeq, a predicted model, not a curated record